AUGUGCCGGCUGCCGGAGGGCUCGUGGUCUUGGAAUUCUCCUGUGCACUCGUCCACGGUGUCCCAAUGGGCCCUCCAGUGCGCGAGCCCGAUCGUCCAUGGCCUGCCCGCCUUGUCCUUCUUCCUUAGCUGCCUGAUCAACUGCCCAGCCCCCUCCAUGUUGGCCGACUCCAGCCUCGGCCAGAAGAACAUGUUGGCCCUAUCGUGCCUCAUCAUGUCGGUUUUUGGGUGCCUAACCGUGUUUUCCGUGAACGUGUGGAUAUACGCUGGGCUCCUAUUCGUGAGCGGCCUCGGUCGAGCCGUGAUCGUCUCGUGCUCAUUCGUCCUCGGAAGCAAACUCAUCGGCCAGAAAUGGAGGGGGAAAGUCGGCAUUUUCGGCUUCGUGUGCUAUGACCUCAACUUCCUCCUUCCCGCUUUUGGCCUAUUUGCUAAAGAGAGCCUCAUGGAGAGUAAUGUACAUUUGUACUUGUGCCCUCCCUAUGUGGUCUACUCGAUUAUCGUUUACUUCUCGGCUCACGAGUCCCUGAGAUGGCUCUACAUCAAGGGGAAAAAAUGGGUGUUCACAGUGGAAUGA
Messenger RNA from Striga asiatica, 573 nucleotides. Lineage: Eukaryota; Viridiplantae; Streptophyta; Magnoliopsida; Lamiales; Orobanchaceae. The record is from the annotation of a GenBank genome assembly.